This is a messenger RNA of Diachasma alloeum, 3990 nucleotides long. RefSeq lists its product as uncharacterized. Gene Ontology annotation, molecular function: DNA helicase activity. The record is from RefSeq and is a predicted model, not a curated record. Gene Ontology annotation, biological process: DNA repair; telomere maintenance. Bases 1 to 3990 code for a protein of 1329 amino acids. NCBI's taxonomy places the organism in Eukaryota, Metazoa, Arthropoda, Insecta, Hymenoptera, Braconidae. The transcript is spliced from 3 exons.
AUGGAGGGAAAUUAUAAUCUGCGUCAACGACGUUGUCGAGAGAAAAAAAAGACAUUAGACGUUGAAAAAGAAUUGGAAAGAGUGAAUUCGAUUGGAGAAAGGACAACAGAAAAGCAGGGACAGCAUAAUAAACGGAAAAAUCAAAGAGAAGAAUUAUUAACAUCUGCAGAUGAGAAUCAGGAAAAAACUGAUGAAGAAAUCAGAGUGUCGACGGAAAAUGCAGAAUCAAGAAAAAAAAGUGCUCUACGCCAACAACGCUGUAGAAUGGAGAAGCGCAGAUUAGAUAUGGAAAAAGAGGAAUCACAACGAGACAAGAACCGUGAACGACAGCGACAAUGUCGAGCACGUAAACGUGAUGAAGCUAUUCGUGUACAGGUCGCUGAAACAAAUCGAAAUGUCUACAAUGCGAUAAAGCAGAAGAGAUAUCGGACGACGAAGAAAGAAAAAGGCAAAUCAAAUUGUAGAAUUCAAAAAGUUUAUCGAAUGAAAAAAAAGUACUGCUUCAACGAAACAAGUGUAAGGUUUAACGAUCAAGUGAGGGAAAAUUAUCUUGGGGCUAUGGAUGUAUUAUGUAAGCAUUGUGGGGCUAAACAUUUUGCAGGGAGGAGGCCAGGACCAUAUUGUUUCAUGGUACAAGGACAAAUUUACUAUCAAAUGAAUACCGCACUGUACCCGGAAAGAGAUGAUGGAAUACCUAGAUAUGGGCAACUAUUUAUGCUCGAUGCUGAUAUGGCUAAUGAUUUUCGAAUGACUGAUAUGAAGAGCUUCGAUAUUUCAAUAUUACAUGUACUUGACAGUGUCUUGCGUAGAGAAAAUCACUUCGUCAAUGCUUAUUAUAUGAUGAGAGAAGUGAUAGAAAUGGAAGAAAAAAACUGUGAGGAAUCUGGGACGGAAAUGCCUGAAAUUAAAAUGGUUUUCAAUAGCAGAAAGAAAGGUAUGGAUAAACAUAGAUAUAAUCCACAAAGAACGAAUGAAGUAGCUGCAGUAUUUACGACUACUGCAGAUGGCGAAAUUCCAGAAUCAUACGUAACUAUUGUCAAUAGAACAGAUAAAAAACUUAAAUUCGUCAGUACUUUGGAUCCAAGUAUUGAACCAUGGAUUUAUCCGUUGUUCUAUCCUCUUGGUUUAGGCGGCUAUGAUGUUGAAGAUACACGUUACAAUUGUGAUAGACGAAUCUCGCGAUCUGCGUAUGUGAAAGACCUUAUUGCUGUUAGAAAUGGGUUCAAUCCAAUCUUACAUGGUAGGAAGCUCUUUCAGCAAUGGAUAGUGGAUAAUUAUGUUAAAGUGGAGAGGGAUCGUACGAAUUUCAUCAGAUUUAAUCAAAAAAAGUUAAGAUGUGAGACAUACCAGGGUCUCGUCGAUUAUUUAGAGAGAAGGGGAGAAGAAAAUGACAUGAGAGUCGGAAAAAUUGUUAUAUUACCGUCAACAUUCAUUGGUUCACCUCGGAAUAUGGCGCAAAAUUAUCAGGAUGCCAUGGCAAUUGUGAGAAAAUAUGGUAAACCCGACCUCUUUAUCACUAUGACGUGCAACCCUAGAUGGCGUGAAAUUGAAGAAAAUCUUGGCUCGGGAGAACAACCAAGCGACAGACCCGAUAUAGCUGCGCGAAUAUUUGAUCUUAAAAAAAACUAUUUAUUAGAUCUAAUCUUAAUUAAUGAAAUAUUCGGACGCGUUCUAGCUUGGGUUUAUGUCAUUGAAUUUCAAAAGCGGGGACUACCACAUGUUCACAUGUUAGUCACCCUAAGCAGGAAUUGCAGAUUGACUAGCCCAAAUAUUGUAGAUAAAUUUAUUUCUGCUGAAAUUCCAGAUAGAGAUGAACAACCAGCAUUGUAUAAUAUAGUAAUGAAAAAUAUGAUUCACGGUCCUUGUGGAGAUUGGUGUUUAGUGGAUAAUAAAUGUUCGAAACAUUUCCCAAAAGCAUUUCAAGAAGAAACAAGCUUGGAUGGCGAUGGCUAUCCAUGCUACCGAAGAAGAGACACAGAUGAGUAUCACGAAAAACAAAAUGGGUAUGUCGUGGACAAUAGAUAUGUUGUACCUUAUUGCCCGGAGAUCUUAUUGCAACUCAAUUGUCAUUGUAACGUAGAGGUGGUGUCGCAUAUUCGAGCGGUCAAAUAUUUUUUCAAGUACAUACAUAAGUCACAUGACGCAGCAGAUGUUAUAAUAGAAGAAAUUUCGAGUACGAAUAGAACAUUUGAACAUGAUGAGAUCAAGCAGCAUAUUGACAGUCGUUAUGUGGGUCCUGUAGAAGCGGCCUGGCGUCUUUUACAUAAAAAAUUACAUGAUAAGAGUCAUGCGAUCAUCCGUUUACCGAUACAUCUCCCCAACCAACAAAGUAUUACAAUUAAUCCUGGAGGAGAAGAAUGUGAUUUAGCAGGUGCCUUAGAACAACAAAAUAUGUUGUUGGAUUAUUUCGCAUUGAAUAUUAGAGACGCUAAUGCCAGAAAAUAUCUGUACAUAGACAUUCCUGAACACUAUACAUUUGAUAAGAAAAAAGCUAAUAACCGAAUCAUUGGCUGGAAACCGAGGAAAGCAAGUUUUAAAACCAUUGGAAGAAUGUAUUCCAUCAAUCCAUCUCAGGUAGAGUUAUUUCAUCUUCGACUUCUAUUAUGUAAUGUCAAAGGAGCUAUGAGUUUCAAUGAUUUGAGGAGUGUUGAUGGAAGAUUAUUAGCAACUUUCACUGAAGCAUGUGUUGCACGAGGAUUGAUACAAGAUGAUCAUGAAUGGACAAGAGCAAUGGAAGAAGGAGAGGUGUGGAUGAUGCCUCAAGCGUUGAGACAACUAUUUGCUUGUAUUCUACUCCAUUGUCAGCCAUUGUAUCCUGACAAAUUAUGGGACGAAUUUAAAAUUCCUAUGUCAGAGGAUUUUAUGAGGAAAAUGACCCCUGCUGUUGCCGAAAAUCGUGCUUUGUGGGAAAUUGCCAGAAUAUUGCAGGGGGAAGAUAAGAAUCUAUCCGAUUACAAUAACAUGCCAGAGCCAUUGGAUAUAACUGAACAAGAAGUAGAAAUUGACUUUGAAAAAAUUCUAGCGAGAGGAAAUGAACAGUACGAACAAUUGAACGAAGAACAGAAAAAUAUCAUUGACGAAAUCAUAAGCAAUAUUAGAUCUGCAGGGGAAGAAGAACGUUCCACCUGUUUUUAUAUCAAUGGACCCGGAGGAUCAGGAAAAACUUUCAUCUAUGAUACACUAUGGCAUUUGAUGAUUGGUGAAGGGAAGAAAGUAAAGACAAUGGCAUUUACAGGAAUAGCAGCCACAUUAUUACCAGAAGGGAAAACUGUUCAUAAAACUUUCGGAUUGCCAGUACCACUUUAUCAAGAUUCAACUUCAAGCAUCAAAAUAAACUCGAAAAAAGCUAAAGAAUUAGGAGAAACAGAUGUCUUUAUAUGGGAUGAAGCGCCUAUGUCUCCGAAAUAUUGUUUGGAUGUCAUUGAUAGAUUAUUGAAAGAUAUAAUGGAUAAUGACAUCGCAUUUGGAGGAAAACUGAUCGUUAUGGGCGGUGAUUUCCGUCAACUCCUUCCAGUACUUGAAGGAGGGACACGCAGUGAAACAGUCAGUCUGUCAAUAAAAUAUAGUCCGUUAUGGAGGUUCUUCAGAACGUUCACAUUGCAUGAAAAUAUGAGAGCUUUCGCCACGGAGAGAAAAUUCUCAAAUUAUCUCAUUGCAUUGGGAAAUGGAGAACUGAAUGAUGAAAGGGAUCGAAUAGACCUACCGGAUGAAUGCAUAGCGGAUAGAGACAGAGAUAUCGUUCUCGAGAUGUAUGAAGAACUGAUAAGUCAGAAAAAAUAUAAAUCGGCUUCCAAAGUUGCAAUUCUCUCAGCAAGGAAUGACGAUGUCGAUGAAAUAAAUCAACGAGUGAUUGAUCUAUUAGAUAUCGAGACCGAGAGAAUAUAUACAAGCGUUGAUAGCACAGAAAACUGCAAUGAUGGUAAUCAAGAAAAAAAAGGGGAAACGAAGGAUACGUCGACGAAGGUCGAAGAGAAUAAUAAUAAAAACUAA